Ostrinia furnacalis (Asian corn borer) is the source of this 479-nucleotide messenger RNA. Its product is annotated as huntingtin-interacting protein 1-related protein-like. The record is from RefSeq and is a predicted model, not a curated record. Gene Ontology annotation, cellular component: cortical actin cytoskeleton; clathrin-coated vesicle. Gene Ontology annotation, molecular function: actin filament binding; clathrin light chain binding; clathrin-cargo adaptor activity. Lineage: Eukaryota; Metazoa; Arthropoda; Insecta; Lepidoptera; Crambidae. The transcript is spliced from 4 exons. Bases 60 to 479 code for a protein of 139 amino acids. Gene Ontology annotation, biological process: endocytosis; clathrin coat assembly; actin filament organization.
AAAAAAAAAGUGCGUUUAUUCCAGUAUUCGACAGCCUGGGCAACGCUCGGGCCAACUCCAUGACAGCGAGCGGCCAGUGCCGGCUGGCGGCGCUUAUUCCUUGCGCGCAGGAUUCCUCGCAGAUAUACGACUGCAACGUGCGGCUGCUGUUCAGGUUACACGCUGCAUUACCGGCUGACACCCUCUCCGGGCAUAGGGAGAGGUUCCGACAGCAGUUCAAGAAGUUAAGCUCGUUCUACAAACACGCAAGCAGUUUGCAGUAUUACAGAAAUCUGCUUACAUUGCCCGUACUGCCUUCAAAUCCGCCAAACUUUCUGCUGCAGAGUGACUUCGGCACGUACGUGACGCCUGUAGUGUCGAUCCCAGAGCAACCGCCCGAUGAAGUAGACGCCGUGGGCUCGCUCAUCGACACCUCUGAUACCAUCAGUCAGGUACGUAUCCAGAUCUAUUCUGUUUUUGAUUUAGCCAUUGGUAUGUAG